Podarcis muralis (Common wall lizard) is the source of this 1776-nucleotide messenger RNA. NCBI's taxonomy places the organism in Eukaryota, Metazoa, Chordata, Lepidosauria, Squamata, Lacertidae. The record is from RefSeq and is a predicted model, not a curated record.
AUGUUGGCUGAAGCUGAUGCUGCUAUGCCCCGUUUCUGGACUUCACCCUCCUCCUUCUGCCUCCUCUUCCUCCUGGUUUCUAGCUCUGCCUCUGAAAACGAUACUGUAGUGGUCACCAGCAGUGGUCCUAUUAGAGGCAAACGGCUCCCAGCUGGCUCUGGCUCUGUUACCGCCUACCUGGGCAUCCCCUAUGCUGAGCCCCCCAUAGGCAAACUGCGCUUCCAGAAGCCCAUUCCUCAUCAGCCGUGGAGCCAGGUCUUGGAGGCCACCACCUUUGGUAACUCUUGCCACCAGGCAAUUAUUGAUUUCCUACCUAAUUCCACCAUAUUAUUUCCCAACACACCACUUUCAGAGGACUGUCUCUUUCUCAACAUCUGGGUGCCCAACCCACAACCAGUCAAACCAGUGCCCAUCCUUCUAUGGAUCUACGGUGGGGGAUUUAUCAGUGGCACAGCCUCGCUAGACAUCUACAACGGGGCAUUCCUAGCUGCUACAGAGAAUGUCAUUGUGGCCUCCAUGAAUUACCGCGUGGGGACCCUGGGUUUCCUGUACCUGCCGCCAGAUGCCCCAGGAAACGCUGGCUUGUGGGACCAACAUCUGGCUCUGAAGUGGGUGAGUGAGAACGCAGCUGUGUUUGGUGGUGAUGCAGCCCAGAUAACUCUCUUUGGUGUAAGUGCUGGAGGAUCCUCAGUUGGUUUCCACCUGUUUUCGCCGGCCAGCCAACCCCUUUUUGCCCGUGCUGUGCUUCAGAGUGGAGUUCCCAAUGCCCCCUGGGGUUGGAGGAAUCCUGAAGAUGCCCUAAGAGUUUCGGUAAAUGUGAGUGACCUAAUGGGGUGUCCUACAGCUAACCACAGUGCUAUGGUUAGCUGCCUACAGGGAAAGGAAGGCAAGGCAUUUUCUGACCUGGGACCUAUGUUUUCUUUGACAACCGAUGGGGAGUUCAUCCCAGACGAUCCCCAAAAGCUCCUGGAGACUGGUGGCGUUCAGGGCAAACCCAUUCUCGCUGGUGUCAGUGCUGACGAAGGGUCACACAUGGUAUUAAUGCUAUUUCCAAGCAUCAUAGGAAACGAUUCAAUACUUACCAGGGAGCAGCUCUAUGAAGGGGUGAAUCAAACAGUAAAAAAUGGAACUAAACAAAAUGCCAUCAAUGCUGCAAUACUGAAGUACGUCCAAGAGAGCCAUGGGCCAGAACAGUACCAAAUGGCCUUGACUCAGUUUUUAGGAGAUUACUUCUUCGUGUGCCCACUGGCUGAGUUUGCUGCAAAGGUCGGAGGAGCCAAGAGCCCAGUUUAUGUUUACUACUUCGACCACCGUUCUCCCAUUUGGCCCAAGUGGGCAGGAACACCCCACGGAGCUGAGCUGCCUUACUUGUUUGGAAUCAUGGCAUCCGAGUCGCAAACAAACCAAUCAGAGGCGGCGGCUGAGGAUGCUGAAUUGAGCCGUCGAGUGAUGCGAUACUGGGCAGACUUUGCCAGAAGCGGGAAUCCCACUGGGUCAGAGGCAAGUGAAGUGAAGUGGCCUGUCUACAAUUCCACAGAGCAGAACUUCUUUCAUAUCGGCGGAAAGGCAGCCCAGCCCAAACGGAGGUCACCUGCCUCACACUGUGGUUUUCUGGCAUCUCUUUUUUCAAAUGCGACAGAAGCAGGUGAAUUUGGGGCUCCUCUGGGGAAAGCCUUUUCUGAGGUCUCUGAAGAAGGCAGCACUUCACCCAUUUUGGAGAAAGGUCCGAAGAAUGAGACCCAAGACAAUGGAAUCCACACUUUAGGAACAGGUUAG